AUGAAUAUCUUGAAUUAGGAAUUUCACUAAGAAGAUUUUGAUGAAGAAAAUCACUAAUAAUAAAUGAAAUUAGACCCAGAGCAUUUGCUUUACAGCGCUCUGUCUCUGCUUAAUUAUGAUUUUUAGGAGUAAAGCAAGUUAUUAAAUAUUAAAAUUGGACCUGGAACUUUUGAUGCAGAUUGCCCUAAAGCUUUUUACAACAUCCUUAAGUUUUUAAUAUGUAAGCUAGUUACUGAUUCAAGCGAAACUGUUGAUUUAUUGCUUUUUUAUCCACCGCGCAACCCAAAAGACACUAUUAAUUUUAAACAGGAGGCCUAUAAAUUGCUUUAGACUUUACAAAAAAGACAUAUAUUACCUCAAAGUCUUUUCCUUUCGAAGAUUGUAUUAGACGAAGUAAAAGGUUUAAAAUGCGUCCAGUUUUUAAGAUUUCUUGCUGAGUUCGCUCUAAAAAAUGAAUUCAUUUAAACAUUUCCUUAAAGUUAGAUGAAGGUUUUUAAUAUAAACUUGAGAAAUGAUAAAAAAACAGACCAUUAAUUGCAUUUGGUGGACGAACUCUAUCCAACUAUUUCAAUAUUGAAUACAUAAAAGGAAUAAAUGUACUCUCUUGAAGAAAUUCAAGAGUAAAAUAGCAUUCUCAGAUCGCAUUUGGAAAUAGAAUAUGAUAAAAUUCAAAAGAAGAUGAUGAACUACUCUGGAAAUACUUAAGAAGUGUAAGUACUUGCUGAAAAAAUAAAUAAAUCAUAUCAAAAGUAAAGAGAAAUUAAUUUGAGGCUAAAAGAUUAUCUAGUAAAUGAGCAUGAUGUACCAGAAAAACUGCUAAGUGACUUAAGAAAACUAGAUAGAAUGCCAUAAAUCGACCUUAUAAAAUAAACUAUAAGUGAGCUUUAAGAAAUUGAAAGAGGAAUUUCUGAUAGGAAUUUUAAAGAAAGAUAUUAAUAAUUUUUAAGUGAGUUUUUGUAAGUAGAUCAAACUAAUGUGAUAAACAAAAGCUUGAUCCAUGCUGGCGAUUAAGAAAUGGAUCCAUUAUAAUAAAAUUUAGGAUUAAUAAAAUUAGAAAACUAUUUUGAAUCGUACAAAAACACAUUGAAAAAUACAGAUAAAAAUAUUUAAAACCUUAAAACAGAAUAAUUUUUAACUUAUCAAUCAUCUUUGCUAGAUAAACUAUAAGGAAUAAAAUAAAGAUAGUCAAAGCUCACUAAAUGUUUAAUUGAAUUAAAAUAAAAUUGCUAAGAAGAGCUAUGA
Messenger RNA from Tetrahymena thermophila SB210, 1242 nucleotides. RefSeq lists its product as hypothetical. Lineage: Eukaryota; Ciliophora; Oligohymenophorea; Hymenostomatida; Tetrahymenidae. The transcript has 2 exons. The record is from RefSeq and is a predicted model, not a curated record.